AUGCCGCUUGCACGAAGUACCACUGCGUUCAAGUCGUCGUCUGCACUGGUGGGCAAAGGCGUUCAUCGCGCUGCCAUGGUGUCCAUUCGCAAUCCGAUUGAGAUGUUUGUUGCUGUUCUCAUCCUGGCAUCCUUCAGCUACUUUACACUCUACAACUUGGCGCGUACCUCCGACAUCUUCUCUGGUACCAGCACCCGCCUUUAUCCAGCAACCGUACAUGCAUCAGCCAAUGAUAAUGGAUUUUCACUUUAUCCUGCAUCUGAUGAAAUCACCAAGAACGCGGUCAAGAUUCACAUGAAGCAGCUUGCCGUCAAUGAUAAGGGUGAAGCGUUGGAUCGUUUCCAAUCGAUGAUUGAGAAUCAAGUGUUUGUACCCGAUGAACCCGCCUUAUCCAACAACAAAUUUUCAUACGCUCAUGGCCUGUGCUACCAAACUGAAGAGAAUCAAUGUGCGGCUCUCCCCAGCUGGGAAAAUGAUGACCAAGUGGUAUUGUCUUAUGCUAUCGAUGCUACCGGAUCCAUUCGUCGUGAAUUGGCUCGUCAAUGGGCUGACAAGGUCGAUAGCCUCCCACCCGGUGAACUCGUCUCUCAAGCAAAUCAACAAGAAGGUGAAAAUCUCUUGGCAUGGCUCUUCAUCAUUACACGCAACGUGGUCUUUAGACUCAAAGAAUUGAUCGACAUGGCCGAUAAUGUCGAUAUCUUUGUUAUCCUGGCGGGUUACAUCAUGAUGAUCAUCACCUUUGUAUCGCUCUUUGUCAACAUGCGUCGCAUGGGAUCUCGUUAUAGCUUGGCAUCUGCUGUUACGGUGAAUGGUUUCUUUUCAUUCAUGUUGGCCCUCUUGACGGUGCACGCUAUCGGUGUACAACCUUCUCCAGUAGUUUUGGCCGAGGCUAUUCCUUUCCUGGUCGUCACUAUCGGCUUUGAACGUCCCUACAAGCUCACCAAGCGUGUAUUCGAGUUCAGCAAGGAAACACCAUUGACUCGCCAAGAUGUACGUGAAACCAUCAUUCGUGCUGUGGAUACCGUUGCAUUGCCCAUUGCACGCGAUUGUGUUAUCGAGAUCAGCGUUCUUGCCUUGGGUGCAAAGUCCGCUAUCGCUGGUCUUCGAGAAUUCUGUUUCCUUUCCGCUAUCUUGCUUGCAUAUGAUGUCGUGCUCCUAUUUACCUGGUACACGUCCGUGUUGACUCUCAAGCUCGAGUUGACUCGUAUCCGGGAAAUCAGUGGUAACACAUCCAGCAACAAGAACAACAACAAGAAAUCUCAGGCACCUUCCAACAUGAGCUAUGUACGUCGUGCUGUGGUCAAGGCUCUUAGCGAUGAUAGCAGCAAUGCUACUCCAAGAGACUCACAAAAAUCGGAUGGAUCCUUCAUUGGCCGUCUAAAGCUUUUGAUGAUCGUGGCAUUUGUCGCCAUGCACAUUUUUGAGUUCUGCACUGCUUUCCAAUCGGGUCCACAAGUCGAUGUUACUCAACCUGGCAUUGCAUCGGUGUUAUCCAGCUUGCUUGAACAGCAUCGUGCAUCAGCUCAAGCAUCCCUUCCUUUGAUUGUGGAGGUGUUCCCCGCCGUUGUUUUCCAUGUCCCUUCUGCCAACAAGAGCCUUGUUCCCGAAUCUAUCACAAGACCUUUGGAGGCCUUAUCUGAAAUCUAUGCCGUCUAUAUUCAGCAUCCCGUGAUCAGCCAAUGGCUCGCUAUUGGUUUGUUUGUGUCGCUUUUCCUCAACACCUACUUGUUCAACGUCGCUAAGCAACCAAAACAACUUCCCACGGAACAACGCACCGAUAAGCAAUCUCAACAACAAGCACCACCCACUCCCACCAUUGCCACCAAGAAGGCUGUUGUAUCAUCACCACCUCCUAGCACGGAUGUCAUUCGAUCUGUGGAUGAAUGUAUGGCACUUAUCAAGACCCCUGAAGCUCUCAAUGACGAAGAAGUGAUUCAACUUGUACAAAACGGCAAAGUUGCAUCCUACGCAUUGGAAAAGACACUUGGUGAUUUCGAGCGUGCUGUUUCAGUACGUCGAUCCUUGAUUUCUCGUGCAUCGGUCACCAAGACAUUGGAGCAUAGCUUGUUGCCUCUUAAGGAUUACCAUUACGACAAGGUGUUUGGUGCAUGCUGUGAGAAUGUGGUUGGCUAUAUGCCCCUUCCAUUGGGUAUUGCUGGUCCUAUGAAGAUUGAUGGUAUCGACACCGUCAUUCCUAUGGCUACCACUGAAGGCUGUUUGGUUGCAUCCGCAUCUCGUGGCUGCAAGGCAAUUAACAAUGGUGGCGGUGCAACAACGAUUGUUACAGCUGAUGGUAUGACGCGUGGUCCUUGUUUGAGCUUCCCCAACAUUAUCAGUGCUGGUGAAUGUAAACGCUGGAUUGAACAAGAAGGCAACUCGAUCCUUACCGAGGCAUUCAAUUCCACUUCAAGAUUUGCUCGUUUACGCAAGCUCAAGGUGGCAUUGGCUGGCAAAUUGAUGUUUGUGCGUUUCUCUACCACGACGGGUGAUGCUAUGGGCAUGAACAUGAUUUCCAAGGGUUGUGAAAAGGCAUUGAGUGUACUUGGCGAACAUUUCCCUGAUAUGCAAAUCGUGUCAUUAUCAGGCAACUAUUGUACCGACAAGAAGCCUGCAGCUAUCAAUUGGAUUGAAGGUCGUGGCAAAUCGGUUGUUGCUGAAGCUGUCAUUCCUGGACAUGUCGUUGAAAAGGUGCUCAAGACCACUGUGGCUGCUCUUGUGGAAUUGAAUGUGGACAAGAAUUUGGUUGGCUCUGCUAUGGCUGGCUCUGUUGGUGGAUUCAACGCACAAGCUGCCAACAUCCUUACGGCCAUUUAUCUUGCUGCUGGUCAAGACCCUGCACAAAAUGUCGAAAGCUCCCAAUGUAUCACUUUAAUGUCAGCUGUGAACGAUGGCAAGGACUUGCAUAUUUCUUGUACGAUGCCUUGCAUUGAAGUGGGCACUGUUGGUGGUGGCACCACUCUUCCCCCACAGCAGGCUGUGCUUGAGAUGCUUGGUGUACGUGGCCCCCAUCCUACCAAUCCUGGUGACAAUGCUCGUCGUCUUGCACGCAUUAUUUGUGCUGCUGUUAUGGCUGGCGAGUUGUCAUUGUGUGCCGCUCUUGCCGCUGGUCAUCUUGUUCGUGCUCACAUGGCUCAUAACCGCGCUACCGCUGUUCCUGCUCCUAUCCCAGGAUCUUGCAUCAAGUCAUAA
This is a messenger RNA of Lichtheimia ornata, 3189 nucleotides long. RefSeq names its product hydroxymethylglutaryl-CoA reductase (NADPH). The coding region runs from base 1 to 3189 and encodes 1062 amino acids. Lineage: Eukaryota; Fungi; Mucoromycota; Mucoromycetes; Mucorales; Lichtheimiaceae. The record is from RefSeq and is a predicted model, not a curated record. Gene Ontology annotation, biological process: ergosterol biosynthetic process; isoprenoid biosynthetic process; coenzyme A metabolic process. Gene Ontology annotation, molecular function: protein binding; hydroxymethylglutaryl-CoA reductase (NADPH) activity. The transcript is spliced from 6 exons. Gene Ontology annotation, cellular component: endoplasmic reticulum membrane; peroxisomal membrane.